Paecilomyces variotii is the source of this 1260-nucleotide messenger RNA. RefSeq lists its product as hypothetical. The record is from RefSeq and is a predicted model, not a curated record. The coding region runs from base 1 to 1260 and encodes 419 amino acids. The transcript is spliced from 5 exons. NCBI's taxonomy places the organism in Eukaryota, Fungi, Ascomycota, Eurotiomycetes, Eurotiales, Thermoascaceae.
AUGUCUUCGUACUACGAGCCCCAAGGAUGGCAGGCACCUGUGCGCCAGGUGUCGUGGGAACAGCCUGUUCCUCCCUCCCGGUCAGGCGCGAGCUCUGUUUCCCAACGCGAGGAGUCGACUGCUUUCUCCUCUCAGUUUGAUGAGGUCGAUCGGGCGAUUGACAAUCUGGUCAAGAGUGGGAAGCUAUUCUCCGCUCCCCGGAGAGAUUCUAUGCCACUCAUGAUGGGACGUCACUUCACCGACUACGAUCCCCGAGUGAUGGGCAAUGUACCUCAACGCCACCACUCGCUGAGUGAUUUUGAUGCGCGUGUGCACCCAGCCUCCAACGUCCAAGGCUUCUACGCCGCUCAGCGGUUUCAAGGUCGUCCAAAUGAGGCAGAACAGAUGAUGCAGGCGAAGCGCCGAAUGGCGGCACAGCGUGAGAGGGAGCUCCGCAACUACCACCAGGAGCAGCAGUACAAUCGAAGCCUGCUUGCCGAGAUGUCUGGAAACAAAUCCGACCGUUCCCUGAGUCCCGCUGCGAUGAGCGAAGAAAGCCGCCGCGAUCUCAUUGCACGCCAGCACCGUGCUCUGUAUGGCUCCGACAGUCCCGCCUUCUUCCCACCCGGCGGUCUCAGCGAUGAUGCGUCUCGUCCCGACAAUCAGACCAGCAGUACCCCGACUUCCGCCGCAGGUGCCCGUGGGCCGUCUCCCCGUGGAGUCGAUGCAUUCGGCCUCCAGGGUGGUGGCAUCGACAGCGCUGCGCAGGGAGCUGCUGGCGCUAUCGCAGCUCGUCAGUCACCUUCUCGUGCCAACAGUACUUCCUCUCCGAGCUCUGGCGUCAAUCCUGCCUACGGCAUGUAUGACGGCGCGAUUGACCAACCGGUUACCUCGACCUCGUCCCCUGGUGGUGCUAGCUCGCCAUCCUCGAGGCAGAUGUCCAAGUCCGCCGCGGCUCCCAUUGGCUCCGUGGGUCCUAUCGGAUCCCGCCCACAGCAGACGGUUGCUGGCCAGGCCGCGAAUCCGGCGCUGAACAAGCGGUCCACAACCCCUCUGCCCUCUCCUCUUGGUUACGGCUUUGCCCCCAACGAGGCUGCGACUACUACUGCUGCCGGUAACGAACGCUCCAUGUCUUCGGCUUCGAACCCCAGCACCAGCGUUGCCCCUAGCGCCGGCUCGAAGGACGCUUCCUCUGGCGGCGUCAGUCUCGGAUGGGGUAACAGCAGCGGCGUUUGGGGCUCGAAGAACUCUCUGGGUGUUCAGGCUUCUGUUUGGGGUUAA